CAUAAACGAUCUUCGUUCACAAACGCUGCAAAAGGAAACAUGGCAGACGCCGCGGCUAAACGUGAACCAGAUAGUGUUGGAACUGAUGAAUUAUCCCCGAAAGUCAAGCGGGCGAAAGCUGAUAAUGAGAAUAGUCCAGGAGAGGCCGGAAAGGAAUCUGAAUCCGAGAAUAUUCUGUCUGGGUUUAAAACAACCAACGUCUUGAGUGAUUCUGCCCGGGAAAAGAACAUCUUUAUCCAUGGACAGAUUGCCGACCAGGAUGCUGUGGUCAUUCUGGAGAAGACUCCCAUCAGAGAAGACACCCUGGCUGAGAUCCUCAGUGGUUCCAGGCUGAAGCUGGAGAUGAGCAACGACAUCUACAGCACGUAUCGGCUGCAGGCCCCUCCUCAUCUCAAUGAGAUUAAGACCACAGUGGUGUGUCCAGCCACAGAGAAGCAUGUAAAGAAAUACCAGCGUCAGGAGAGUUUUCUGGUGGAGGAGACGGGGGAGGACUAUCAGUCCAUCACUCUGCCAUACAUCCAGAAGCAGAGUUUCAGCGUGCAGUGGGUAUACAACAUCCUGGAGAAGAAGGCAGAGGCUGAGAGGAUAGUUUACGAAGAUCCGGACCCGGAGGUCGGCUUUGUCCUCCUCCCCGAUUUCAAAUGGGACCAAAAACAGGUUGAUGAUUUGUACCUGAUUGCCAUAGUACAUCAGAGGAACAACAGGAGCCUGAGAGACCUGAGGUCAGAGCAUAUUCCGCUGCUGCAGAACAUCCUCCAGAAAGGAAAGGAGGCCAUCCUGCAGCGCUACAACCUCCCAGCUAGCAAGCUGAGAGUCUAUCUGCACUACCAGCCGUCCUACUACCACCUCCACGUCCACUUCACCAAGCUGGGCUACGAGGCUCCGGGCUGUGGCGUGGAGCGCGCCCACCUCCUCGCGGACGUCAUCCAGAACCUCCAGUCUGACCCCCACUACUACGAAAACCGGACACUGUACUUCCCCCUGAGGGCAGACGACGGACUGCUCAGCAAGUUCAAGGAGGCAGGGAGACUGUAAUGUACUGUGCGCACAUGCACUUAUUCCCCCCAUCAGUAGAUUUCGAUCCACACUGUGCAGCAACAGUGCCACUUAGCUGCAUCCACUAAUCAAUACCUAGCUGUACAAGUUGGUGGUUUGGCUAUGAAUAUUUUCUCCUUUUAAAGAUUUUUCUAUCAGUGUUGUUCACAGAUGUAAUUUCUAAGGUUACACAACAUACAGUCUAGGUAUUGGAGAAUUUCAAACCUCAACUAAUUAACGAUCGGCAACAUUUUAUGCAUAUUUUAUACAUACUUGGAUACAUCAUUUGUACAUGUUUCAGUCUGAUUUCCCCACCAUUUAAUCAUUUUUAUAUUAUUCCUGCUUUCUUUAUAUGGACAGGAGAGAAGGUAGGAGUAAAUCUGACAAAUUAGUGGAUAAAAGAUUUUUCAAACUAUGCUCAGUGUUGUCUAAUGUUUUUAUAUGUUUUCUAUACGUUAAAUGAAUGUUGCUGAUUGAAUUAAAGAGUGAUAAUUUUUUUCUACUCA
Xiphias gladius (swordfish) is the source of this 1541-nucleotide messenger RNA. RefSeq names its product decapping enzyme, scavenger (gene dcps). The transcript is spliced from 6 exons. Lineage: Eukaryota; Metazoa; Chordata; Actinopteri; Istiophoriformes; Xiphiidae. Gene Ontology annotation, molecular function: RNA 7-methylguanosine cap binding; hydrolase activity. The record is from RefSeq and is a predicted model, not a curated record. Gene Ontology annotation, biological process: deadenylation-dependent decapping of nuclear-transcribed mRNA. Gene Ontology annotation, cellular component: P-body; nucleus. Bases 40 to 1035 code for a protein of 331 amino acids.